ACCAAGUCGAAUUGGUCUUCCGAAAACCGACAUCUCUAGUGAAGAAUGAAUCCGAAAGAGCAAAGCAGUUAUCUGUACGAGCAGUAUGAUGAUGCUCUUGGAGAGCAAUUGAAGCCAAUCACUUCACAAUAUGUGCUUCAAGAUUUGAACAAGAAUUCUUCAAAACAAAAAGCCCAAGUUGUGCAGAAAGUCGAUUCGGAAUAUGUUCUCCGUGAUCUUCGCAAUCAAGCUGAUCAGAAUCAAAACUUUUCAAGAGACGCUCCGAACCGCCCGUUUCUCACUGGAACUCCGGUCAACGCCAAGGAGAUUCGCUCUCAAAUCGAAUCAUUGGACAAUGCAAUCGUCAUUCCACAAAUUAUCAAUGGAAAGGUGUUCUUCACAACUCAUGGAGACGCAGAUGCUCGUACUGCUGUUGAAGGAAGCGUUUCGAAUCCGAAUUUGAAUGAGACCAAUGUGGGAGCUUCAAAGCCAGAGGGAGUUGAUCUCAGUAAAAUGAAGUUCACUUUUGCCCAGCUGGUUGCUCUUCUUGGACCUUCCACUUGUCAGCGUCUUGAGAGAGAGUUUGUCAAGAAAAACCGCCUUUCUGAUGCCGAAAUGUCGCAACUUCGUACAGCUCGUGAAUCUAUUUCCGAGCUCAAUCUUGCUACCGGACGCUCCACCGACACUCUCCGUACCGCCCAAAGCGUCGAGCCGAAUCUUUUGAGCAUUCGCACUGCCAACUCACUUGAGCCAAACCUUUUGAGCGUUUACUCGGCCCGUAGUCCUGGAGUUUUUACUAAGAAGGAAGGAAUGCUGACUGCUCAAUCUCCUGAGCCAAAUCUUCUGAGUGUUCGCACAGCCAACUCGUUGGAGCCGAAUCUUUUGAGCGUGAAACCGGCAAAGGAAUUGACAACAAUCAGUAACUUGAAAGCUCAGUCUCCAGGACUGCUGACUGCUCAAAGCGCUGAACCAAACCUUCUGUCAACCCGUACCGCCCGUUCCUCAUCUAACACUUCUCUUAUUGACACUGAAUCGAAGGAUGUUCAGACUUGCAUUGAGAUCCAAUCCCCAACAACUGGAGUAUUGACGGCUCAAAGUAUUGCAACUCCAUCCGGAAGUUGUCAAUCUGUGUUUACUGCUAAGGAAAUUGAAUCGAUUCGUUCGUCGCAGGAUGUUCUCACUGCUGUCGAGAUUUUGACGGAUAUGAGCAGAUCGUCUCAGGAUGUUCGUACCGCUCUCGAGAUUUCCGACAACUCUGGAACUCAAAUGUCAAUCUAACUUGUAAUUCAUCGAGCACCAAGAAAACUAUUGAAUAAAAUGUUUGUGAUUGU
Caenorhabditis elegans is the source of this 1310-nucleotide messenger RNA. It is a transcript of the gene F32H2.7, whose product is annotated as Coiled-coil domain-containing protein. The record is from RefSeq and is marked reviewed. The transcript has 8 exons. Bases 46 to 1257 code for a protein of 403 amino acids. NCBI's taxonomy places the organism in Eukaryota, Metazoa, Nematoda, Chromadorea, Rhabditida, Rhabditidae.